GUCUAACUCGAAUUGCAUGCUUAUAUAUAUAUAUAUAUAUGUUCUUAAUCCAAAACAAUGUUACAAUAUAUUUUAUAAAACUUGUAACAUUUUGUUCACCACUAUAAACGAUCGAUAACUGCUGUUUUAUUCACAAUGGAGGAGAUUCAAUUCAAUGGUGGCGUAUUCGCUGAAAACUACGAUGAUGAACAACUUUCGGAUUGCGAAAGUUGUGUUAGUGGUGAAUCUAACGAUGAAAGCAAUGACAGCAUUGAAAGGUCGUUAUUUGGCGAUGAUUUGGUUAAGGUGAAUGAAGAUGUCGCGAUUUUUGAUAUUAUUGGACAUAAGUUUUUGUCGACUUUGGUUGAUUACGAUCAUGAAAAGAAAAGUAGUACCACUAUUGCGGCAAUUCAUACUAUGAAUUGGAAAAAUUCUCGUAUCAAGCAAGCAAGGUUUCGAAGUUUUGAUAUUUUCCGCGAAGCAUUAGUGGGAAUAAAUAAUAAUAACAAUUAUGAAGAUGGUAGUGUUACUAGUUUCAUGAAAUAUGCUUGGUAUUGUGAUUCAAAAGAAGAGAUUCAAAGGAUUGUUUCCAAUGGUUUUGGUCAUCAUCACUUCCGUAAUCGUGCUGGGAUAUGUUUAGCUCCCCUUAAUUCUCUGGCUCAAAGUGUGCAAAAUUGUAUUGUGGACGAUGAUGGGCUUAAACAUGCAUUACUUUGCCGAGUUCUACUAGAAAAUGUGGGUGAUGAAUCUGAUGAUGAUGUAGAUGGUGUUUCUCAAAAGGAGUAUCUUGUUUGGAGUAACAAGAUGAAUACACAUAUCUUGCCAGAAUAUGUUGUUUCUUUCACGACUGUUCUAUGCUUGGAGGGAAUUCCAAAGGAUGAACACAUAUGGAAGAAAUCGGAAUCUUCUCUUUGGAUGCCAUUUUCAACUUUGAUAUCAGUAAUGUCCAAUUUCUUGCCAUCAAGGACAAUGGUUAUGAUUAUUGAGCAUCACAAGGAUUUUAAGGAAAGAAAGAUAUCACGUCAAGAUUUUAUAAAAACUCUCAAACGAUGUGUUGGAAACGAUUUCUUGAUCAGAAUACUCAAAUAUUGUGGAGCAAAGGUAGUGUUUCCUCAUUAGAAAGGCGUGAGACAUCUAAAGAUAUAGCUACGCAAUAUCUUUUUUCUUUUUUUCCCCUCAUUUUCUGUAUAUUUUUUAAUUGAACAAAAGGGUUUUUUUGAUAAAUACUUCAACAUUUUUGAAGAGAAAAAUGAGUUAAUUCUUUCAAUAGAUUCGUGGCUCAUUAAGUGACAAGUGCAAAUUUUGGUUAGUAUUGAUUGUAAGGAGAAAAACAUGUAAUAUGUAUGAGGAUUUAUGACAUAUUGUGCUUGUAAUGCAUAUUGUAUAUCAUAAAUUAUUAUUUGUAUAAAGCAAAUUAUAUUAUUUAUUGUUUAGAGUUGGGAAGCACGCGAUUUC
Chenopodium quinoa (quinoa) is the source of this 1434-nucleotide messenger RNA. RefSeq names its product probable inactive poly [ADP-ribose] polymerase SRO5. The coding region runs from base 136 to 1098 and encodes 320 amino acids. NCBI's taxonomy places the organism in Eukaryota, Viridiplantae, Streptophyta, Magnoliopsida, Caryophyllales, Amaranthaceae. The record is from RefSeq and is a predicted model, not a curated record. The transcript is spliced from 4 exons.